AUGAUGGAAGAGGUAAACGACGUGUCUUCAGUUCUGACGGUCCACGGGGACUCCAUCAAAGUUACAGAGGCGCUGCAAGACGGGGACGCUCUUACCUUUAUCAUUGUUUCUCAAAAGCUGUCUGGGACAGGAGAGUACCAUGUGGACCGGACCUAUGACGACUUCGAAUGGCUGCAGCAGCACCUGUUCACUCAGGACGAUGUACCUGGGAUACAGGGAGUCAUAUUUCCCCCUCUUCCCACGAGGCCUCACGUGAAUGCGUCUGCCAAGGUCAUGAAACAGCUGGGAUUCCUGGCUUUGGGCGAGUGGCAGCCGUACUGCAGGGCGCUGGAGACUUUCCUGAGGCAGGUUUCGAAUCACAGCGUCCUCAGCACAAACCAAGCUGUGGAGGUCUUCCUGACGAGUUCAGAUCCUCCAGGCAGACAGAAGAUCAAGAAAACCAUUUUCAAUCGACUGAGCCAAGCUGUGGAGGAGAAGAGAAAGGAGGGCCACAAGGAUGUGGAUGAGUUCUUUCAAACUGAACGGGACCUGAACCUUCUGUUGACCGGAUCCACCAGGGCUGCAGCUGAGAAAUUUCUCGACGUGGUGCUAGCUGAACAAAAAAUCUCCACGGCGUGCGGGCACUUCUCAGCUGCGCUUCAUCUCUGUGUGGAACAGGGAGAAGAUCCUGAAAAAAAGGCUUUUACCAGGGUUUGUGCUCAGCUGUCAGAAGUAUUUGAUUCUAUGAAGAAGAGCACGAGGAGUUUCGCUGUGAACGACAUGAACACUCUUGGCCUCGGCCUGGACCUGCACUCGCGCUACCAAGAGGCAGAAAAAGAAAUGCUCUUCAGGAGGACCUGUAAAAUGGUGGAACUGGAGAAUGCCAGAAAGAAUGUGGAGAAGGCCAAACCUGUUAAGAAAGCUGCUAUGGAGGAGGUGAAGAAAGCAGCAGAGGCAGAGUUUCAGCAGAUUUGUCAAGUUGCAAAACAAGAGAUUGUGCAGUUUGAGCAGACACGUGUGGACAUGAUGCAGAAGAGCCUGGUUCAGUGGUGUGAAAAGCAGCUCGUUACAGCCAAAGAAAGUGCAGACAUUUUCAGCCACCACCUGCAAGCCUUUAAAGCCAUGGUUUAGUGACCUCCGUAGAACUCAACGUACACUUAAAAGUGUCCUCAGUACCUCCAAAC
Messenger RNA from Nematolebias whitei (Rio pearlfish), 1163 nucleotides. Its product is annotated as sorting nexin-5. Gene Ontology annotation, molecular function: phosphatidylinositol binding. NCBI's taxonomy places the organism in Eukaryota, Metazoa, Chordata, Actinopteri, Cyprinodontiformes, Rivulidae. The record is from RefSeq and is a predicted model, not a curated record. The coding region runs from base 1 to 1110 and encodes 369 amino acids. The transcript is spliced from 14 exons.